GCUCAGGUACAACGUGACACUAAAACCAGGUGUGGGUUGUGCAGGUUGAUCCUGUCUUGCUGUCCUCAACCAUUGCCAAACUCCAAGGUCCAACUUCAGUUAGCGAUUCGUCCCAAACAGAGACAGUCUUUUUUGACCAGGUCAGCAGAUAAUUGAACGUAAAGAUGGGAGACUGGGGAUUCCUGUCAACCCUCCUGGACAAGGUCCAGUCCCACUCCACUGUCAUCGGGAAGAUCUGGAUGAGCGUCCUUUUCUUGUUCCGGAUCAUGGUGUUGGGUGCCGGCGCUGAGAGCGUCUGGGGCGACGAGCAGUCGGGCUUCAUCUGCAACACAAAGCAACCUGGUUGCGAGAACGUCUGCUACGACUGGACCUUCCCCAUCUCGCACAUCCGCUUCUGGGUCCUCCAGAUCAUCUUUGUCUCCACGCCGACGCUGAUCUACCUGGGCCACGCCAUGCACGUCAUCCACCAGGAGAACAAGCUGAGGGAGCUGCUGUCCAGCCCUGGUGGACCCAUGACCUCCAAAGUGCCCAAGUACACAGAUGCGAAGGGAAAGGUCAAGAUCAAGGGGAACCUGCUGGGCAGCUACCUGACGCAGCUCGUCUUCAAGAUCAUCAUUGAAGCCGCGUUCAUUCUGGGCCAGUACUACCUGUACGGCUUCAUCAUGGUCCCCAUGUUCCCCUGCUCCAGAAAACCCUGUCCCUUCACCGUGGAGUGCUACAUGUCCCGACCCACGGAGAAGACCAUCUUCAUCAUCUUCAUGCUGGUCGUGGCCUGCAUCUCGCUGUUCCUCAACGUCAUCGAGGUCUUCUACCUGCUGUGCACCAGGCUCCGAUGUGGCUCCAGGUCUCGUAAUCUGAAGAUCACGUCAGCGGAGAACCCCGCCAGCCUCUCCGGUCCCAGGUGGCCGACGGCGCAGGAGGCACUCAAGCAGAACAAGCUGAACUUGGAGAUGGAGAGCAACCACAGUAUCGGAGGAAGCCUGGACGGAGCCAAGGAGGAGAAAAAACUGCUGAGCAAUCAUGAAAAAAUGUAAUUUUUCUGGUUCACAAACAUCAGAGAGACUAAAAUAAAGAAGUGUACACAAAACAUCAUGACAGAAAACAGAAAAGUGCGUGUGAUAAUGUGGUGAGAAGAGUUGGAAUUUUACGUUUAUUUUAUUUUGUUUUUUUAAAAGGCGGAAAUCCAAUAAUGGAAGCGUGCAAUACUGAUAAUGUAUUUAUGUAUGAAUAAGCAGAAUUGUUGUUUUGUGCCCUGUUAUUGGAUGUGCCCUUUAA
Molecule: messenger RNA, 1275 nt
Organism: Solea senegalensis (Senegalese sole)
Lineage: Eukaryota; Metazoa; Chordata; Actinopteri; Pleuronectiformes; Soleidae
Gene: gja13.1
Product: gap junction protein alpha 13.2
Exons: 2
Coding region: 165-1034 (289 amino acids)
Biological process (GO): cell communication
Cellular component (GO): connexin complex
Source: RefSeq, a predicted model, not a curated record